Messenger RNA from Eimeria tenella, 1191 nucleotides. RefSeq names its product arginine N-methyltransferase, putative. Bases 1 to 1191 code for a protein of 396 amino acids. Lineage: Eukaryota; Apicomplexa; Conoidasida; Eucoccidiorida; Eimeriidae. Gene Ontology annotation, molecular function: protein-arginine N-methyltransferase activity. The record is from RefSeq and is a predicted model, not a curated record. The transcript is spliced from 3 exons. Gene Ontology annotation, biological process: peptidyl-arginine methylation.
AUGCUGCGGGACUGGCCGCGGGUGGGCAGCUUUGCUGCUGCUGCUGCUGCGCUGCAGCAGCUGCUGCGGGGGAAAGUGGUGAUGGACUUGGGGGCUGGCAGCGGGGUGCUGUCGCUGUUUGCUGCUGCUGCUGGUGCUGCUGCAGUGGUGGCAGUGGAGGGCAGCCCCGGUGCUGCUGCGCUGCUGCAGCAGCAAGUGCAGCACAACGAGCAGCAAGGCAAAGUGCCCCGCGGGGUGAUUCAAGUUUGCUGCUGCAGCGUGGAGGAGCUGUCCAGCUGCCCGCAGCAGCAGCCGCAGCAGCAGCAGCAGCAGCAGCUGCUGCAGCAGCUGCAGCAAAACGUAGAUGUCAUCAUUUCCGAAUUUAUGGGAUUUUAUUUGCUGCACGAAGGCAUGCUGCAGUCUUUGCUGCAUGCAAGAGAUAGGUUUUUAAAGAAAGACACGGGGCUGCUGCUGCCUGCUGCUGCUCGGCUGCUGCUGUCGCUUUGCUGCUGCACCAAGACCUACCGGCAGCAGCAGGCCUUCCUCAGCAGCUACUGCGGCUUCUCCUUCCGCCCGCUGCAGCAGCAGCUGCAGCAGCAGCACGCAGCCACGCCCCUCGUGCUGCAGCUGCCCCCCGACAGCUGCUGCUGCUGCCCUGCUGCUGUUGCAGCAGAACUCGACCUCUACACUCUCACGCUGCAGCAGCUGCAGCAAAUCCGCAGCCAGCUGCUGCUGCGCGUACACCGCAGCAGCACUGUCUACGGAUUCGCCCUUUGGUUUGAUGUCACAUUUCCAGGGAUUCCUCCUGCUGCUGCUGCUGCACCUGCUGCUGCUGCUGCUGCUGCUGCUGUUGCUGGGGGCGUGGAUGAUGCCGAUGAUGCGGCUGCCACCCCUGCUGCUGCUAAUGGAGGCGGUGCUGCUGCAGGCGAUGCUGCUGCUGCGGCAGGUGGCGCUGCUGCUGCUUCUGCAGCAGAUGCUGCUGCUGCAGACGCGGCACUGUUUCGGGGGCCGCCGCCCCCACCGCCGACUCCAGCUGCAGCAGCAAGGUUUGCUGCUGCAGUAGCAGCAGCAGAAGCAGCAGGAGAAGCUGCUGCUGCUCCUGCUGCUGGGGGCGUGUCCAUAGAAGAAGUGCUGGCAGCAAUUGCAGCAGGAGCAGCAGAGGACGACUGCCCCGCAGCAGCAGCAGCAGCAGCAGCACACUCUUUCAGUUGA